CUGACUGGAGACCAUAGAAGAAUUCUGAACUAGAAGGGUUCCCGCCUGAAAAAUAAUCAGCCUUGGAGGGAGUUGAUGGUGGGGUGAACUUGAUUGAAAAGUGCAGUAAAUCCAGACGAAACAAUUGGCGAUAUGGAUGAUUUAUACAUCGAUAAUAUUGACGAGUUUGUGUACGAUCAAAACAAAAUUGUGACAUAUAAAUGGCUGAGCCUGACCCUUGGGGUUCAUGUUAAUCAGGCUAAGCAGAUGCUUUAUCAUUAUUUGGAGAAAAAACGUAAGGAAUGCUCUGCUUCUCAGCUCCAUGCCACUUACCUAGUAUCUGGAAAAUUUCAGCAGAAUGGCAAUACAUGUCACAAAGUGACUGUAGUUCGAGAAGAUCAACUUGAAGAUACAAAAUCCAAAUUGAUUGUAACUGCAAGCAUCCAUGUUUAUAGCAUUCAAAAGGCAGCACUUAAAGAUAGCAGCCCUCUCUUCAGCACAGAUUAUGAUAUAAUUAAAGAGAACCUUGAUAAUUGCAGCAAGUACAGUGCAAUACGAUGUGCCAUUGCUACACCCAGAACUUCAGAAGAAAUAUCUCGCCUUCAGAGUCUCGCUCAUGUGACGACUCCAGUGUCAGAUGGGCAAGCAGUGACUAGCAAACCUUCCAUAAAUGGAGACAUGUCUGCUACAAAGCCAGUGUCCCAACAAGCAAAGGGUAUUGUGGGACUAUUUGCAUCGAAAACCACAUCAAAGUCCAAAGAGACCAGCAAAGAGGUGAAAACGGAGUCAAAAGAAAACUCAGCCACUGCAGCGGUUGCUGAUAAGCCAGUAAAUAAAACUAAAGUUCCUAAUAACUUUUUUGGAAAAGCAGCAACAAGUAAAUCUAAAUCAUCUGCCCAGGAUGAAGGGAAGCUAAUAAAAGAAGAGACUAACUCUCAAGCUUCAUUAUCAAAAGAAGUGGAAAAGCAAAGUUCUAAUUCAGUUGUUAAGCCAGCACCUGAUAUCAAAGAAGAAUUACCGAAGAAUUCUGAAGUGCCACCCAAAAAAACUAAGGAAAAUAAAAUCAAGACAAAGCGACUAGAACAUUCUGACAGUGAGAAUGAGAAAUCAGAAUCUCAGAAAAAGAAAAGGAGAAGAAUAAAGAAACCACAGCCUGAAAGUAGUGAUGAAGAAGUUAUUCCUGAUUCACCUCCUUCAUCCAGUGCAAAAACAUCAUUAGCAUCUCCACAUAAAGAAGUUAAAAAAGAGCCUGCAAACAGUACUGAGAAUACAUCAAAUGUCAGGAGAAGAAAGAAGAGAAAAGUUUUGAAAUCUCGAACCUCUAGGGAUGAAGAGGGAUGCAUUGUGACUGAGAAGGUCUAUGAAAGUGAAUCUUAUUCAGAGAGUGAAGAUGACUUUUCAAAGUCAAACAAAACACAGCCUACCAAGUCAACAGCCUCGGUCAAAACAGUAACUGGAAAAAAAGACGAUGAGAAAAAGGGUCAUAAAAAAUCACCAGCAUCUUCUAAUAAGGGAUCCAAGCAAGCAUCAAUUAUGGGAUUCUUUCAGAAAAAGUAACUUUAAGUAUUCCUAUUCUAGGUUUUACUGAUUUACUAAAAGACCAGAUUUGUAAUUUAUCGUUGCUGUCAGUCAGGUGUUGACCAGUGAGACUGAAAAUGUGCACAUUCUGUCUUGGAAGACAUGUUCUUAAUGCUGGAUUGGCUGUGGGGUGGGACCAAGCUCUGCUUUCAUAUGGUGAACUGAAGUAAAUUAUAAUAGUUUUGUGUUAAAAAAAAAUGUUACUCGUUUUCAAUAAGCUGAAAUGAAAAGCUUGUCAAACUUCAAAACUAAACUGUGUUUUUCAGAUGAAAGUUUUGGCUGUCUAUUCCUAAUUAUUUGUGAAAUAGUUAUAAAAAAGUAAUUGGCAGGUUUCACAUUUUUCAGAAAAGAACACAACAUGAUAAUAAUGCUAUGAAAAUUAUAAUUAUGAACACAGAGGAAAAAUAUUUUCCACUUGAUAAAAUAUAUUUAGUAAAAAACUUAAAUUAUGACUGCUUGAAAUACAGGUUGUCUUAUUUCCAUAUUUUAGAAAAUGAGUUGUUUUUACUUUUGAAAUACUCAGAACAAGCACUGCCAAGUUUACUUUCUAUGCUGAUUCUUUAAAAUGUCAGGUUGUACAAAGGUAAGUCAUUUCUCAGCAUCCUUCGUAGUCAUAACUUGGCGGAGCUACCUUGUUAUUGAAAAUGUACUAUUUCUAAUGUUUACUUUGGGCUCUCUGCCAGUUUUAACAAUCUACUUUGCCAGAAAAAAUAAUUGCGUCUCUGUUGCUGCUGGCUUUUAUACAUGACGAUUCUUCAAGUUUAUUGUUUAGGCGGGUGAAAGUCACUGAUUCCACAUGUAUAAAGCAAUGUAGCUAAAAAUAAUCUUAGUAGAAGGCAAAAUAUGAGUUAAAGAAACUCUGUCAAUAUGACAGUUCUAUGUUUGUGUGUUGAAAAACAAAGUUAAACACCAUUGGCUUGGACACUGCUGCUACUUUACAGUUUUUCAAAGUGCCAAGUACACACGUCAAUAUUUCAUAUAUAUUUUAAGUUGUGUAAAAAUUGCAACCUUUGGUUUUCUAAUAAAAGUAAGUGAUAUUC
Erpetoichthys calabaricus (reedfish) is the source of this 2597-nucleotide messenger RNA. RefSeq names its product polymerase (DNA-directed), delta 3, accessory subunit (gene pold3). NCBI's taxonomy places the organism in Eukaryota, Metazoa, Chordata, Cladistia, Polypteriformes, Polypteridae. Gene Ontology annotation, cellular component: nucleus; delta DNA polymerase complex. The transcript is spliced from 12 exons. Gene Ontology annotation, molecular function: DNA-directed DNA polymerase activity. The record is from RefSeq and is a predicted model, not a curated record. Gene Ontology annotation, biological process: nucleotide-excision repair, DNA gap filling; DNA strand elongation involved in DNA replication; DNA replication. The coding region runs from base 133 to 1536 and encodes 467 amino acids.